Molecule: messenger RNA, 10728 nt
Organism: Camellia sinensis
Lineage: Eukaryota; Viridiplantae; Streptophyta; Magnoliopsida; Ericales; Theaceae
Source: RefSeq, a predicted model, not a curated record
UUGGCAGGUGCGUUCCUCAUCAAUGGCCAGCGACUCAUCAAUUAUCUAUCUCCAAAACCUAAGGCCAAGUUUUGAUAUUAACUGAACUUCAUCACACGCAAAAAUAUUCUCCUGUUCUUCGUUGCCUCUCUCAUCAUCUCUCUUCGUCGUGUAUCCCCGAUUUGACGUUGAUGCCAUUGGAGCUUCCAAGUUCAGGAUAAUUAAAAAAAAAAAGAUCAAGAGUUUCAGAUCUUGCAUUGCAAAACCCUAGGCAUUCUUUAGAGCGAUCGAGCCAUUCGAUUUCAUAAGAGAAUUGAAAGUGUGAUGGGUUGUUCAUGUAUUCAUUGCUGGCUUAUUAUGGAGUCUUGAUUAUUGAUUCCUGGUGGGGAAACAUGAACAUUGUGAAGGGUGUUGCUGACCUCAUUCGGAGGACUUCCACUGGCCACAGUGCAGAGUCUGGUUCAGGCUCCUCAACUGAGAGGUUCUCUCCUCCAACUCCGAAAAUCCGUUUCAGCGAUGUUGGUGAUGAGGCCAUUCUAAGUACACUCUGGGGAAGAUAUGAGAAUGCGUUUGAUAAGGUUGAAAAGAGAAAGUUGUUUUUUAUUUUCCUCAAGCAAUUUCUAAUUAUAUACAAGAAUUGGGAGCCUGCAUAUCCUGAUCAGUUUGCAGAGGCGGCUUUGCCUUCUGCCUCAACUGUGGAUGAUAUAGUGGUUGGCUGCUGUACUGGACAUCCUUCUGAAAUUAGUCUCACUUUUAUUGAAGAAGUCACACAUGUAACUACUUUGGUAAAUGAAUUAAACACCAGCGUAGUGCAAUCAACAAAAGAUCAAAUAGGGACUUCAACGAGCUUGACUAUAACAUCUGAGGGGUUGCCUGUCUUGGAUGCAUUGACUAUUGUAACUCGGUCAAUGCAUAAUUGCCGAGUUUUCAGCUACUAUGGUGGGAUUCAAAAACUUGCUGCGUUAAUGAAAGCGGCUGUUGUCCAACUCAAGACAAUUACUGGCGCGCUUUCUGCUGAUGAAAAUUUGUCAAGCUUUAUGUUAGAGAAGACCAGAAUUUUGCAACAAUUACUUGUAUAUGUGGUGUCAAUUAUAUGCAACUUCAUUGUUCUACAUUCUGAUGUAUAUGAAAAGACUCAGAUGUACAACAGUAAAUUGGAGUUUUCUGUUCCAAGGGGUGGUGCAACUUUAACUGAUCCUUCUGCUAGCCUGAAUAAUCCCCUUUUUGAAACAAGGCUACAUUGGCAUCAGAAAGCUGUUGUGUUGGUGAUGGAAGCUGGUGGCCUUAAUUGGUUAGUAGAGCUGUUGAGAGUGAUGAGAAGGUUGAGUAUGAAAGAACAAUGGAUGGAUACAUCACUUCAGUAUUUGACUUUGAGAUCUCUUCGUUCUGCAUUAGCUGAUAAUCCACGUGGUCAAAAUCAUUUUAGAAGUAUUGGAGGCCUUGAAGUUCUGUUGGAUGGGCUAGGACUUCCAUCAAAUAAUGCUUUGAGAUCAAAGAUUUCUUCUUUUUCUGAUAUAGAAAGGGAUAAAAAUCCUUUACUGGCUAUUUUUCAGCUCCAUGUUCUUUUUUUGGAGGUUCUUAGGGAGGCUGUAUUUGGUAAUUUGAACAACUUGCAGUUUCUAUGUGAGAAUGGAAGGGUACAUAAAUUUGCCAAUAGCUUUUGUUCAGUUGCCUUCAUGCUUCAAGAGUACAGGCAGCAGACCAAUGAUUUGUCUGGGCAGGAGGAUUUUCAAAUACUUGUUUCUGACUCCAAAAACAAUAAUUCAAAAUUUCAUGAUACAGAGUCUUCUACUGAACUUUUUGUCAAUUUUUUUAUACGACAUUGGAGUGAUUAUGUUGUCAAGUUAAGCAGAGUCCUUGCUUUUUUCCUUCUUGCACCAGAAGAUAUUAAAUCUCAUAAUGUCCAAGUAUCAGCUGGUAGAAGUACCAUUCCAGUUUCUUCAUUAUAUGGGGAACUUUCGAUCAAGUGGUUCAUGGGGGCUCUUCUUAUGGUAUUUCCAUGCAUUAGGGCUUGUUCAAGUCAAAAUCAGUUGCCAAAUCCCUUAAGGAUUUUUUUUUAUACACUGCAGCAUUAUGCGCUCUUUGCAUUCAGGAAGGUUCUCGUUUCAUCACCUUCAUUACUAGAUGUUUUUCGGGCAGAGGGAGUAUGGGACCUUAUCUUCUCUGAGAAUUUUUUCUAUUUUGGGCCAGCUUCAGCAGAAUGUUUUGGAGAGUUGCGCAAGUAUGAUGAGGUUCCUCCAUGGAACUUGGAAAUAUAUUCCAGUUCCGACGGCCUUGGCAGUCAAUUAAAUGGUAGUGAAGUUGAUAUUCUUCAAAUUGAAGUAAUCUCUUUUGUGGAAUUUGCAGCAACGUUAAAUGGUAGUUCACAUAACUUGCCCGAGUGUUCUGUUUUGUUAGAUGCCCUUGAACAGUCUGCUUGUAAUCCUGAGAUUGCUGGUGUUCUUGCAAAGAGCCUGCUUCGAAUACUACAGCUUUCAACUGAGAAAACUUUUUCUUCUCUGAAGACACUUGAUGCAAUUCCUCGGGUGCUCAAAGUUGCAUCUAUUUUGGUCCAAGAAUCAAGAAGGCCUGAGAAUAUAAAUCCUUUUGUUGAGAGUAACAUAGAAGUGGUUCCUACUCAUGGUUUUCACAGACCUCAUUCAUCUGAAAUAUCCCAUAGUUGGUACAGAAGUGCAGAAACAUCAGUGGAGCUCUUUGUGGAAUAUCUCUCGCUAACAGAUGAUGCGAAAAGUUCAAUUUUGCAUAGUUCCACUUGUAUUGAUUGUUUGUUCGAGUUAUUUUGGGAAAAAGGUUUGAGAAAUAAUGUGCUUGCUCAUAUUCUUGACUUUAUGAAGAUCUCUCCAAUUUCUGAGGAAGACCAAAAGGCAAAGUUGUAUUUAUGCUCCAAGUAUUUAGAAACAUUUACUCAUGUAAAGGAGCGGGAGAAAAACUUUGCAGAACUGUCAAUCGAUCUAUUGGUUGGGAUGAGAGAUAUGCUUCUCACUGAUCAAGCGUACUACCAGGAUUUGUUUCGUGAUGGUGAAUGCUUUUUGCAUGUUGUGUCUUUGUUGAAUGGAGCCUUUGAUGAUGAGAAUGGUGAGAAGUUGGUUUUAACUGUCCUUCAAACUCUUACUCACCUACUUACGGGCAAUGAUGUCUCAAAGGCUGCAUUUAGAGCUCUUGUUGGAAAGGGAUAUCAGACAUUGCAGAGUUUGCUGUUGGACUUUUGUCAAUGGCAGCCAAGUGAAGGGCUUCUGAAUUCUUUGCUUGAUAUGCUUGUUGAUGGAAAGUUUGAUAUUAAAGUGAGCCCUGUAAUAAAGAAUGAAGAUGUGAUCUUACUUUAUCUGAGUGUUCUCCAAAAGAGCAGUGAUUCAUCCCGGCAUUACGGGCUCAAUGUGUUUCUUCAGCUGCUCAGAGAUUCAAUAUCCAAUCGAACUUCAUGUGUCAGAGCUGGAAUGCUUAAUUUUCUUCUUGAUUGGUUUUCUCAAGAAGAAAAUGACGGUAUAAUCUUGAAAGUUGCUCAAUUAAUUCAACUCACUGGUGGACAUAGCAUAUCUGGGAAGGAUAUUCGUAAAAUAUUUGCUCUACUACGAAGUGAGAAAGUUGGGACGCGGCAUCAGUACUGCUCAUUGUUGCUGACCAGCAUGUUAUCAAUGCUAAAUGAGAAAGGACCAACUGCUUUUUUUGAUCUCAAUGGGAAUGAUUCUGGAAUUACAAUUAAAACACCAAUACAGUGGCCUCUGAAUAAGGGAUUUUCUUUUUCUUGUUGGCUUAGAAUAGAAAAUUUUCCUAGAAGUGGGACAAUGGGGCUCUUCAGUUUUCUCACAGAAGAUGGAAGAGGGUGCUUGGCAGUCCUUGCAAAAGAAAAGCUGAUUUAUGAGUCGAUUAAUCAGAAACGACAGUGUGCUUCUAUGCAUGUCAACCUAGUUAGAAGGAAAUGGCAUUUUAUUUGUUUAGCUCAUAGCAUUGGUAGAGCAUUUUCUGGGGGUAGCCUUCUAAAAUGUUAUGUGGAUGGAGUUCUUGUAUCAUCAGAAAAGUGCAGAUAUGCAAAAGUUAAUGAGUUAAUGACUUGUUGCAUGAUUGGCUCAAAAAUAAGUUCGCCCUCAUACGAAGAUGAGAAUGCCAUGUACAACAUCAAAGAUUCAUCUCCUUUUCUCGGCCAGAUUGGUCCGGUUUAUAUGUUUAGCGAUGCCAUUACUUCUGAACAGGUGCAGGCCAUCUAUUCCAUGGGACCAAGCUAUAUGUAUGCAUUCCUUGAUAAUGAAACCACGAUCUGUUCGGAUAACCCUUUGCCUGGUGGAAUUCUUGAUGCCAAAGAUGGCCUUGCGUCUAAAAUUAUAUUUGGACUUAGUGCACAGGCAAGUAGUGGGAGGACUUUGUAUAAUGUUGCCCCACUGGUGGAUCACACAUUGGAUAAGAAUUCAUUUGAAGCAACUGUGAUGGUUGGGACACAGUUAUGUUCACGACGCUUGCUACAACAGAUUAUUUAUUGUGUUGGUGGUGUAUCUGUGUUUUUUCCUCUUUUCACUCAGUCUGACUUGUAUGAGAAUGAAGAAAUUGGGCAAUCUGGACAAGGAUUGCUUACACCUAUCACGAAAGAGCGUUUAACUGCUGAAGUUAUUGAACUUAUAGCUUCUGUCCUAGAUGAGAAUUUAGCCAAUCAACAACAGAUGCUUCUUCUUUCUGGAUUUUCAAUACUUGGCUUUUUAUUGCAAUCGGUUCCACCACAGCAACUGAAUAUGGAAACACUUUCAGCUUUGAAACAUAUGUUUAAUGUUGUUGCAAAUUGUGGUUUGUCUGAGCUGCUUGUGAAAGAUGCCAUAUCUAAUAUAUUUCUCAAUCCUCUUGUCUGGGUCUACACAGUUUACAAGGUGCAACGUGAACUGUACAUGUUUCUCAUUCAGCAAUUUGAUAACGAUCCUAGGCUUCUUAAGAGUCUGUGUCGGCUCCCUCGUGUUCUUGAUAUAAUACGCCAAUAUUAUUGGGAUAGUGCUAAAUGCCGAUAUGCUAUAGGAGGCAAGCCUCUUUUGCAUCCUAUAACAAAACAAGUACUUGGAGAGAGACCUAAUCAAGAAGAAAUACGGAAAAUUCGCCUUCUUCUAUUGAGUCUUGGGGAGAUGAGUCUUAGGCAGAACAUUGCAGUGUCAGAUAUACAGUCCCUGAUUGCUUUUUUUGAAACAAGUCAGGAUAUGGCAUGCAUUGAAGACGUUUUGCAUAUGGUUAUUCGUGCUGUUUCUCAGAAACCGCUGCUUGCUUCCUUCCUGGAACAAGUCAAUUCACUUGGUGGCUGCCACAUAUUUGUGAAUCUUCUUCAGAGGAGUUCUGAGCCCAUCAGAUUGCUCAGUUUGCAGUUCCUGGGGAGACUUUUGGUUGGUCUUCCGUCUGAGAGAAAGGGUUCAAAAUUUUUUAAUAUUUCAGUUGGAAAAGCAAAAUCCAUCUCAGAGUGCCAUAGAAAGAUCAGCUCAAGGAUACAACCAAUUUUCUCUGCCAUAUCGGAUAGGCUGUUUAGAUUUCCACAGACAGAUCUUCUGUGUGCUAGUUUGUUUGAUGUUCUCCUUGGUGGUGCUAGCCCAAAACAGGUUUUGCAGAAACAUACCCUGCUUGACAAGCAGAAAAGCAAAGGAAGCCACUCUCAGUUUUUUCUUCCUCAGAUCUUGGUUCUAAUUUUCAGAUUCUUGUCAAAAUGUGAGGAUGUAUCUGCAAGAAUAAAAAUAAUUGGAGAUUUACUUGAACUUCUCGAUUCAAAUCCUUCAAACAUUGAAGCCCUAAUGGAAAAUGGAUGGAAUGCCUGGUUAAUGGCUUCUACUAGGCUUCAUGCAUUGAAAAACUACAAAGUGGAGUCACAAGUGCACAGUGAUACUGAGAUAAAUGAGCUAAGUUUUGUGAGGAAUUUGUUUUGUGUUGUUCUUUGUUACUAUAUGCAUUAUGUGAAAGGUGGUUGGCAGCACCUAGAGGAGACAGUGAAUUUUCUACUUUUGCAAUGUGAACAGGGUGGCAUCUCAUAUCAAUACCUGCUUCGUGAUAUAUAUGAGGAUUUAAUUCGGAGGCUUAUAGAUUUAUCUUCUGAGGACAAUAUUUUUGUCUCACAACCAUGUCGAGACAAUACAUUAUAUCUUCUCAGACUAGUUGAUGAGACACUCAUCUCCGAAAUUAAUCAGAAACUUCCGUUUCCUACAAGUAGCUCAGAUCUUUCUCCAGAUUUCCUGGAAUUAGAAAGUCACAAGGAUCUCAGCUCUGCCUUAUCCGAGGUCUUACAAGGAGAAUCUGAUAAUGACAUAUCCAGGAAUCCAUGUGUAUGUAAAGAGCCUACCACAAAUAAAGACGAGAUGGUUGAUGAGGAGUGGUGGAAUUUAUAUGACAAUCUGUGGAUCAUUCUCUGUCAGAUGAAUGGGAAGGCACAAAGCAAGGUGUUACCUAAAUCUUCGUCUGCCGUGGGCCCAACUUUUGGCCAAAGAGCACGUGGGUUAGUAGAAUCGCUGAAUAUUCCUUCUGUGUGCCUCGAGAUGGCUGCAGUUGUUGUAUCAGGGGGUCUUAGCAAUGCAUUGGGUGGAAAACCUAAUAAAACUGUUGAUAAGGCUAUGCUAUUAAGAGCAGAGAAAUGCCCCAGGAUUGUUUUUCGACUUGUUAUCCUUUAUCUCUGUAGAUCUUCACUAGAAAGAGCAUCUCGAUGUGUCCAACAGGUCAUUCCCCUUCUGCCAUAUCUUCUGGCUGCGGACGAUGAGCAAAGCAAGAGCAGAUUGCAGCUUUUCAUUUGGGCCUUGCUUGCUGUUAGGUCACAGUAUGGAAUGCAGGAUGAUGGUGCUCGAUUUCAUGUUAUUUCGCAUUUGAUUAGAGAAACUGUUAACUGUGGUAAGCCAAUGCUUGCUACCAGUAUCAUGGGCAGAGACGAGUCAUCAGAUUUAGGCAGCAAUCCAAAAGAAACAGGCACCCUACAGAGUCUAAUUCAAAAGGAUCGAGUGCUUUCUGCGGUUGCUGAUGAGGUAAAAUAUAUAAAGACUUCAAAAUCUGAUCGCACCAGACAGUUGAAUGAGCUACGCAUUAGGAUGGAUGAAAAUUCAUCAUUAGAUUCUAAUCAAAAGAAAGCUUUUGAAGAUGAGAUACUGAGUCGCUUAAACACCAUUCUUGCUUCGGAUGAUUGCAGAAGAGCUCACUUUCAGCUUGCUCAUGAUGAGGAACAGCAAAUCGUUGCUGAAAAAUGGAUUCACAUGUUUCGCACUUUGAUUGAUGAGAGGGGUCCAUGGUCUGCAAAUCCUUUUCCAAAUAAUACUGUUACACAUUGGAAACUUGAUAAAACAGAAGAUGCAUGGCGACGUAGGCCAAAGUUAAGACGGAAUUAUCAUUUUGAUGAAAAGCUUUGUCAUCCUCCAUCCACUGUAUGUAGUAAUGAGGCUGUUCUUCCAGUUAAUGAAAGCAAAUCUGCUUUUGGGGGGCAUAUUCCCGAGCAAAUGAAGCGAUUUUUACUGAAAGGAAUUCGCAGGAUCACCGACGAGGGGUCCUCAGAACCUACUGAAAAUGAUGCUGAAUCAAGUGGGCAAAAGAUCUCUGUCCCUGAGGACAUCUCAGACAGAAAGGGCUCAGAGGGAGUAAAAGACAGCAGUGAUCAAAAGGAUAUUUUUCAAGAUAGAAAGGAUUCUUGCUCUACAUCUACAGAGCAAGAAACCAGCGAGGUCCUUACAUCUGUUCCUUGUGUACUGGUAAUACCAAAGAGAAAAUUAGCUGGACGUUUGGCAGUCAUGAAAAAUGUCUUGCAUUUCUUCAGUGAGUUUUUGGUGGAAGGUACGGGAGGGUCAUCAGUUUUUAAUAACUUUAAUGCUUCAAGCAACUAUGAUUCAGGCAAGCUUGAUCAAUCGGGAGGAGCCGAAAAGCAGAAGUUAAAUGUCGAUUUGGAUUCUGAGAAAGGUAAUGCUUCUGAAAACACAGACGCAAUUCACGAAAAUGUUCUUCAAAAGCAACCUAAAAAUAUUAAGCGCCACCGAAGAUGGAACAUUUGCAAGAUAAAGGCUGUCCAUUGGACUCGGUAUUUGCUUAGGUACACUGCAAUAGAGAUUUUCUUCAAUGAUUCGGUUGCUCCUAUAUUUUUGAAUUUUGCAUCACAGAAGGAUGCAAAAUAUGUUGGAACCUUGAUAGUUGCCACCAGAAAUGAAUCUAUGUUUCCAAAGGGAUACAAGGACAAGACUGGAAUUAUAUCCUUUGUUGAUAGACGUGUGGCACUGGAGAUGGCAGAAACUGCCAGAGAGAGCUGGAGGAGAAGGGAAAUGACAAACUUUGAAUAUCUAAUGAUACUCAAUACACUUGCGGGAAGAUCGUAUAAUGAUUUGACCCAGUAUCCUGUUUUUCCUUGGGUUUUAGCUGAUUAUUCCUCAGAAACUCUUGAUUUCAACAAGUCGUCAACUUUUCGGGAUCUUUCAAAGCCGGUUGGAGCACUGGAUUCGAAACGGUUUGAGGUUUUUGAAGAUAGAUAUCGUAAUUUUUGUGAUCCUGAUAUUCCCAAUUUCUUUUAUGGAUCUCAUUACUCAAGCAUGGGGAUUGUGCUCUUUUACCUUCUUAGGUUAGAGCCAUUUACAUCUCUCCACCGUACUCUGCAGGGUGGUAAGUUUGACCAUGCAGAUCGUCUUUUUCAAAGCAUUGAGGGCAUUUAUCGGAACUGCCUUUCAAAUACGAGUGAUGUGAAAGAGUUGAUUCCGGAGUUCUUUUACAUGCCAGAGUUUCUUGUCAAUUCGAACUCGUAUCAUUUUGGAAUAAAACAAGAUGGUGAACCCUUGGGUGAUGUUUGCCUUCCUCCUUGGGCCAAGGGAUGCCCUGAAGAAUUCAUAAACAAAAACCGAGAGGCCCUUGAAAGUGAAUAUGUUAGCUCAAAUCUCCAUCACUGGAUUGAUUUAGUGUUUGGUUACAAGCAGCGUGGAAAACCAGCAGUAGAGGCGGCAAAUAUCUUUUAUUAUUUAACUUAUGAAGGUGCUGUCGAUCUGGAGACCAUGGAAGACGAACUGCAAAGGUCAGCCUUAGAAGACCAGAUCGCAAAUUUUGGACAGACACCAAUUCAGAUCUUUCGUAAGAAACACCCUAGAAGAGGACCACCAAUUCCAAUUGCUCAUCCCCUGCACUUUGCUCCCGGUUCUAUUAAUUUGACUUCCAUUAUUUCCAGUGGAAGUAAUUCACCAUCAGCUGUCUUGUAUGUUAAUGCGUUCGACUCCAACAUUGUCCUUGUCAACCAGGGCCUGACCAUGUCUGUAAAGAUGUGGUUGACGACCCAACUGCAAUCUGGUGGAAACUUUACCUUCUCUGGCUCUCAGGAUGCUUUUUUCGGGAUUGGUUCUGAUAUCCUUUCUCCACGUAAAAUUGGGAGUCCAUUAGCUGAAAAUGUUGAACUUGGAGCACAAUGCUUUGCAACAUUGCAGACCCCAACUGAAAAUUUUUUGAUUUCAUGUGGCAACUGGGAAAAUAGUUUUCAGGUCAUCUCCCUAAGUGAUGGAAGAAUGGUGCAGAGCAUCAGACAACAUAAAGAUGUGGUUAGCUGUGUUGCAGUGACAUCUGAUGGAACCAUCCUUGCUACUGGGAGUUAUGAUACGACGGUCAUGGUAUGGGAGGUUUCCCGUGUUAAAGUCCAUGAAAAGAGAGUUCGAAAUACACCAACAGAGAUGCACCGUAAAGACAGCGUUAUUGCUGAAACUCCCUUUCACAUUCUGUGUGGACAUGAUGAUAUAAUUACAUGCCUAUUUGUUAGCGUGGAGCUUGAUAUAGUUAUAAGUGGUUCAAAAGAUGGGACCUGUGUUUUCCAUACCCUGCGGGAGGGAAGAUAUGUUAGAUCUCUUCAGCAUCCAUCUGGCAGUGCAUUGUCAAAGCUUGUUGCAUCUCGUCAUGGACGGAUUGUAUUUUAUGCUGAUGAUGACCUCAGUCUGAACCUUUAUUCUAUUAAUGGAAAACACCUUGCCACUUUUGAGUCCAAUGGUCGACUCAACUGUGUUGAACUGAGCAGUUGUGGUGAGUUCUUAGUUUGUGCUGGAGACCAAGGACAGAUAGUUGUACGCUCAAUGAAUUCACUGGAGAUUGUGAGAAGGUAUACUGGAGUCGGAAAGAUAAUAACUUCACUGACUGUGACUCCAGAAGAAUGCUUCUUAGCAGGGACCAGAGAUGGAAGCCUUCUUGUGUAUUCAAUAGAAACUCCUCAACUUCGUAAAACUAGCCUUCCUCGAAAUUUGAGAUCCAAAACUUCUUCAACAGGAUAGAUCCAAAUUUCAAGACACUAUGGUGCAUUAUUUGAGCCAUGCUGAUCAGUGAUGUCGAAUCUGAGAAUGUUGAGUCACGCUUAUUGCAUCUGGGAAUUGCUAUUAAGACCUCGAGUCGCCUUUCUGUCUAGGCAUCAGUUCUUUGGCAGCCCUCGUGUACGACAACAGUAAAAAGAGCCGGAAGAGUAUAUCGUUAGUUGCAGUCCAUACAAACAUCUGAACAAUUUGGCAGGUGCUUUCUCCCAUUAAACCAUGAGCACCCCAUCCGUUACAAAUUCUGUUUGAAAUUGCUGUAUAGCAAGUAUUAUUGUCUUGUACAUUAUAUUCUUGUAAGUUUAGGUCAGAAAUGUUGUGUAUUAACAACAAUGCUAUAUCAGCUUUUCAUUUUCCAUUUUAUAUGUUAGCCCUGCCCCCAAAGGAACUUUGUACAGAUGGGGUUAACCACCUUUCGUCACCCCUAUAUAGUAUGAGGCAAUUUUUUACCAAAGAUGUGUAAUAAUCACUCUCCAUAUUCAAUAGCAUAAUUUUCUUAGCACAUGCUGCAUCA